Portunus trituberculatus (swimming crab) is the source of this 1230-nucleotide messenger RNA. RefSeq names its product protein ZBED8-like. NCBI's taxonomy places the organism in Eukaryota, Metazoa, Arthropoda, Malacostraca, Decapoda, Portunidae. The record is from RefSeq and is a predicted model, not a curated record.
GUGUGUGUGUGUGUGUGUGUGUGUGUGUGUGUGUGUGUGUGUGUGUGUGUGUGUGUGUGUGUGUGUGCUCACUGUCGACACGUGAGUCACUCUCUCAGUUGCUGAUUGAUGGAUGAAGAAUGGCACAACUGGCCAUGCUCCCUCUCCUCCCUACCAAUGCUUAUCCCAUCAUAUUCAUUACUCUUCCUGCACCCACCACAAGUAAUCAGUGUUCUGCAGCGGCCAAAGCGUGCCUUAUUCAAAACUUUUAUUUCAUUUUAGCAAGCAGUAGAGGUGAGUUGUGUCUGGCAAGCAUUCUGUUAUGAUAUGACAUUUUGAUUGGAAACUUGAUUUUAUUUAAGUUAUUUUGUAUGUUUUUCAAUUGAAUAUAUUCCUAAUAUUCAGAUUUGAAUCCAUGGCUAAACGGUGCAAAUGCUCAGAAUGCUACCUCAACCUUGGCUUCACCACUCUGCUUGUCAGUGACGACAUCGAGAAACCACAGUGUGUUUUGUGCCAUGCUGUCCUGAGUGGAGAGUCAAUGAAACCAUCAAAACUCAAGUGUCAUCUCGAGACGAAACAUCCAGAAUACGCAAAGAAGGAUUUGGAUUUCUUCAAAUGGCAUGAACAGUGUCUUAAAAGCCAAAGACUCGACAGAAGUGGGUCAUUUCAGCAGCAAAGUGCUGGGCGAGUCUCAUUUGAAAUUGCACUCAAAAUUGCUAACCAAAAAAAGCCUCACACGAUUGGAGAAACACUUCUUAAACCCUGCAUGAUGAAAGCAGAUCUUAUUCUUGGAGAAGCCAGUGCAAAGAAGAUGCAGCAAGUAGCCCUGUCAAAUAAUACUAUACAGAGGCGCAUCUCUAAAAUGUCAAUAGAUGUGAAGGAACAGGUUUUGACUGAAAUCAAGAGUUCCCCUUUGUUCUCCUUUCAGCUCGACGAGUCAACAGAUGUAAGUUCAUGUUCUCAGUUGCUUGUCUUUGUGAGAUACAUUAAUUCAGGUGACAUUAAAGACAAAUUUUUAUUCUGCAGUGCACUUGAAACCACAACAAAAGCUGAUGAUGUUAUGGAAAAAGUUUCAACUUUUUUCAAAGAAGAUCUUCAAUGGAAAAAUGUAUGUGGGGUUUGUACUGAUGGGGCACCGGCUAUGCUGGGAUCGAAAUCAGGAUUCCACUUGAGAGUUAAGAAGCUAGCACUUCAAGCAAAGGACAUCCACUGCAUGACUCACUGAUAUGCUCUCGCCAGUAGGACUCUUCC